Messenger RNA from Funneliformis geosporum, 279 nucleotides. NCBI's taxonomy places the organism in Eukaryota, Fungi, Glomeromycota, Glomeromycetes, Glomerales, Glomeraceae. The record is from the annotation of a GenBank genome assembly.
GCUCGUGCAUUCAGCAAUAAUGUUUUUACUAUAGAUAUACAAUCAAAUUCCCUUGAAGAAAGAUUAAUAGAAGAACAAGAUAGUAAUGAAUAUGCUAAUUGGCAGAAUACUCUUCCAUGUACUCAGUCUACAACUCUUGUUUCAAGUGCAUUUGCUAAUAUAAUUGAAGAACUUAAAUUAUUUACUUCACCUCAAAUACAAAAAAUUCACUAUAACGAAAUGGAAAUGGCAUUUAGUUACGAUGCUAAAUUAUUGGAUCAGACUUAUAUAAAUAAUUAA